Molecule: messenger RNA, 4155 nt
Organism: Stegodyphus dumicola
Lineage: Eukaryota; Metazoa; Arthropoda; Arachnida; Araneae; Eresidae
Source: RefSeq, a predicted model, not a curated record
AACAUUAAAUAAACUCUCAAAAUUUGUAAAUUAAAAGUCGUAUUGGAAAUAUUGAGUCAUUUUUUUAAACAAUAUUUUUUUGCUUUUGCAAAUCGAUACAAUUUCAGGAAUGUUACAUUUUACACAUCCUACAUUUAGAUGUAAAAUUUAAAAUCUGUUGCAUAAUUUGCAUUUUUGCACCGCUGAAAGGAAUGUCAAUUCAUAAUAUAGUCGAUAAAAUAGCUAAACAAUAAAGAUUAAUACGAAGAUAGAUCUCACUCACUAAAAACAGUUUUAGACAAAACAACUUUGAAAUGCUUGUUAAUGUAUGAAGAUGGAUAUUUUCUUUUUUUACUUCGUCUUGUUGAUCACUCGUUAUACAGCAGAGGUAGACUGGAAAUUUAAUCAGUAGACAGCCAGGGAAAAUAUUUUUUUCCCCUUUUUUCUUGAUAUUGAUAGACAACUGAACACUUUUAAAUUCACAAUUCCAUGAACCAAUGUUCAAUCAAGAAUGGAUCAUUUUGCACGAGUUUGACUGCGCCAUUCAUUAUAUGUGAUAAAACUGCUCCAUUAUUGAAAUAAGAUCACUUAGAGUUGCAAUGGAUUGGCGUCUGAGAGAACUGCAUCAUAACUUGAAGACUUUGCUGUGUAGUUAGCGAGAUGACACUCCAAGAACUCACACAACAGUAAAUUCCAUGCAUAAUUUCAUUUUUCAAUAUUGCACAUAAUGAUUGUGGGUGCGCUAUGCACCUAUCAAUUCUGUAUAGCUUGCAUUUUCUUUCAAAAAUGGACUAAAUUUAGAAAAGUAACUCUUCUAGGAUAGCGGCACUACGCAAGACAAAAGACAGAAGAGAAAGAGUUGUGAUGCAACUGACCUUUUUAUACCAAAUUCAACUUCAGAUCACCUGACACUUUAAUGUACAGGAUUUUGGGUUCAGAUUUCAUCGAUAAGUGCACAUCAGAACUGCAGGGAGACAAAUUUAUUUCUGUUUUUUUUUAGAAUUAAACGGAAGUUAAAUUGCUAUUAUUAAUUUAUUAUUUGAAAGCUAGAUUUUAUAUUUUACGUAUGUAUAACAAACCGGAAUUUUCAAUUAUCCCGAGCUUUUAUUGUACCACGUUCUCAUUUAGAUUACAGUAGUUCUUAAACAUUUCCUUAACUUCGCCAAAUUUUACUUUAUUUCUACUUUUUAAAAGUACUGGUUUCUUAAAGUAUGGAAUAUCUCCAUACCUUCAUCACCUAGAAGAUUAAGCAAAAUGGCUGUCUUUAUAAUAUUCAUCUUUGUUUCUUUAUCAAUCAGGUAGGUUUUAAACUUCUGUGUCCAUUUGUUGCAUGUGUCAGCUAAGUUCCUGCAGUAACUUGGCAUAGUUUAGCCAAGCUGAUUUCAUGUGCAUGCUGAAGUGCUUCCAUUUUCAGUUGCAGUCAGACUACUUUGUUUUUAUAGUCUAUCCGGUUGUAAUAAAAGCUUUCCGCCAAAAUCUAAUUCUUAAUAAAGUUAGAAAAAAACAUGAAAGCGGUACCUUUAGUGCGGGUAGUAAUCACCGCCCAAAUCUAUGAUUUUCUGUCAACAUUUUGGUAGUUUUUCAAAGCAUUCAGCCCUGAAACUUAGUGGCCGCGAGUCCAGAAACAGAUCAAUCUCAUUUCAGGCAUCAUGUGCAGAAUGGAAGAUAGAACCAGAAAGAUGUAGCUUCAGGUGUGAAAAAAGGUAGAAAUCCGAAGGGGCAGUGUCGGAGCUAUAUGGUAGGUGUGACAAAAAUCCCAUUCGCGUCCACACCAGAGUCCAGCCGGUGAAUGCAAACACAUGUGGUUUUGCAUUAUCUUCAUAGAACAUUACCUUUUUGUGCCAGAACUCAGUUCGACAUUUUUCCUUGAUAGCAGCAUCAACAAUGAACUAGCACCUCGCUGUACACCUUACUGUCAAGGGUUUUACCUUUUUCCAAAUACUCUUUGUGGAUAAUACCAUGGCAAUCCCACAAGAUACAAAGCAUGAUCUUUUUGUUAGUCAAACUGCACUUUGCCACGCUGUCAGCAUGUUCACCGGGUGCAGACAACCCACUUUUCGCCAGUGUUUGAAAGUAAAUUCACUUUUCAUCACAAGUGAUGAUCCGAUCCAGAAUUUUGUCCUUGCUUUGAUGUUCGAGUAGAUUAGUGCAGGCUAAAACACGUCUGUCCUUAUUUGUUUAUGCAUCACCCAGCAAUUGAACUUGUACAUCAAUUUUAUGAGAUGCAUAGUGCGACUAAUUGACAUGGCAGUAAUAUUUAACUCCUUAGUAAUAUCUCAAUUGGUUGCAUACUGAUCUUCUUCCACAAGUUCUCACAGGCUGGCGUCAUCAACAUCAGUAGGCCGGCCAGAUCACUGUGCUUCUGGAAUGCCAUAGUCCUUGUUUUUGAAUUUUCGGCAUCAAACUUUUAGUGUCAUAUGAUAGAACAUUAGUACCUAAAGCUGUACGUGUGGUUUGGUGACAUUCUGUAGUUGAUGUUUUGCAACAAAACUGGAAUUAAAUGAUGGUUCGAAUCUGGUAUUAUGAUAUUUCCAUUUCGGACACUUUGUACUUAAUAAUAACAAUAUUUGUUUUACAAAUUUCACAACACAGUCACUAAAGCAAGUCUUUUUCUUUUAAAUGACGAAAAUUGUUUGACAAAAUAUGAUUAAAUAUGCCAAUACGAACUAUUUGUGCAGAUGAUAUUUGCGGCGCAGAAAACUUUCAUUAAAAACCAUUAUUUCACAUUCCGUGAGUGAUGCAUAAAAUUUCCAACAACAACCCAACUGCAUCUUCAAUUACAGAGUAUUAAGGUAAAAACUAUUGAUACCAUGUUGUGUGUGUGCUUGCUUGUUACACAGACAGCACUUAAUUUCCAUAUUAAAUGUGUUUCAUGGAAUGGUUGGCUACAUAAUGGAUCUUAAUGGUUUCUCCUCUGAAUUCAAAGUAACCCAUCUACUUGUUGUUUAUCGCAAUAUUAAAAGAUUCAGCAUUUUAUUUACAUUAAACAUCCAAAAUAGUGAUGAUAGAAAUCCAUAAUUAUUCUUGACAGUUUUGGUGAGUAAAUAUUUCCUUUUGGUUUAAACUUUUUUUUUUCUAGUAUAUGAUUUAAAUUUUUAAAGUACAUUAUAUGAAGUAAUGAAAUCUGAUUUUUUCUGGUAGUCCUUACCAUCUGCCAUGUCCAUAUGCUUGAUUCAUAGAUAGAUACAUUUUAUGUUUUUAAUAAUUUCUAACAUCUUUUGCAUGAUUUUAAAGAAAAUGAAGCCAUUUGUUUCUUAAAAUACUUUUUUUUUAACUUGUGGUAUCGAAUAAAAUUUUUUAAAUCUUUAGAUUUUUUGUUUUUAUUAGACAUGUUUGAUCCAUAACAAGUUUGAACAUAAAAUUAUGUUUAAAAGUAGCUUGUGAGAAAGUGAUGAUUUAUUAUUUAUUUACUGAUGUGAACAAAUAUUUUGAUUGUCAAAACUGUUUGUUCAGAAGUGAUAUACAUAAUGAAUUUAAUAUAUUUGCAUAUAUUACUUGUUAUUCUUCAUUGUUUACUAUGUCUAUAAUAUUCAAAAAUUGUGUUGUAUUACAGAAUAUUUUGUGUGAAGUUAUCCAACAGAGAGAUAUAGCUUUUUCAAAGUUCCAGAAUUCUUCAAGCUUUGACCCCUUCAGUUUCAGAUCAAAUUUUCAAAAAUUCCACUCUGCUGAAAAGUACUCAAAUGUAGAAUGUGAAUCAUACCAAAAGCAAAGAAAUUUAAAUUUUAUAAGAAAGUCUAUUGAGCAAACUUGCACAGUUGACAGUAAAUCCUCAAAAGUAUCUUCAGAUUCUGCUAGUGACAUUAGACUCCUAAAAAAAGAAAUAGUUGUUUUAAGCAAAGCACUAGAAAUGGAAGUAGAAAAGCGGGAAAGAAUGGAAGAGAAAUGCAAGAGUUCCUGUGUUUGUGCACUUUUGACGAUGUAAAUACUGAAAUGUGUGUACAGUAAAAACUCGCACUAAAAAAAUAUCCUGAAAGCUCUUGAAAUUUUGGAUAGUCAAGCAUAUAAAAAAUGAAAUAUUGUGGAAAAGUAUGUGAAUGGAAGAAUAAACUACUAGUCUAAAAGUGAGACUUUAAAUAUGAACAAUAGUAAUCUGAAAAUUUGAAGUGGUAAUUUUAUAUCCAACAAUCUCUGCCAGAUAUCUUCCAUGUUUUAAGUAAUUAAAAUAUAUAUUUUUAA